AUGCACGGACAACAACUUGUUUCUAAACAUUGCCAUGCAUUAACUGAUCCAUCAUACAGUUUGGUGAAAACCGUGGCAAAUAACAAUAACACCCUUCUGAGGAACUUGUUAUCUGUGGAUGAAGCUGCUCACAAAUUCGAUGAGCAUGCACCUUCUUUGGUUAAGCAGGUUGCAACCCAAGUCACUUGUUUGGUUCAGAAAGUGACACACAAAGCUGAGAAAGUAGUGAGUGAGGCUCAAUCUGGAGGGGCGCGAGCAGCAGCAAAUUAUGUAGCCACUGAGUCCAAGCAAAUUGUGCUCUCUGGUUCGGUGAAAUUGUGGACUGGUCUCAACCAAUAUCCAUCAUUCCAUUCAGUGGCAGAGAUGGCAGUUCCCCUAGCUGCCGAAGAGUUUAACGAAUUGAUGACAUCAAAACUAAAGUGGAGGCUGCUUGUCCCGGAGUUGUUUCUUGUGCAGAUAUUCUAG
Messenger RNA from Glycine soja, 465 nucleotides. RefSeq names its product REF/SRPP-like protein At1g67360. The transcript has 2 exons. Bases 1 to 465 code for a protein of 154 amino acids. The record is from RefSeq and is a predicted model, not a curated record. NCBI's taxonomy places the organism in Eukaryota, Viridiplantae, Streptophyta, Magnoliopsida, Fabales, Fabaceae.